CCUCUUCUUUGCAACAACAACAACGACUGGGCAACUAUGAUUUUCAGUGUUGAGUUUAUAUUCUAUACCUCUAUGACAUGCAUUGGCUAAAUUAGGAGCUACAAUAAUAAUCUGUGAUAAACACAUAGUAUCAGCUCAUUAAACAUUUGUGUAGUAUAAACGGUAAAAAAUCGAUUUAGCUUUCCAUAGCAUGAUUUUCGGACAAAUAUUUCGGAUGAUUCACACGUCACGACUGAGUGAUCCAUGCAAUCACGAGUUUUAAUAAGAUUGUAUGUGUUCCUACUGAUAUGUGAGUUGACCCCAGCCAUGUACUCCUAUACUGGUCGUAGAGGCCGGGUGACCCUGGCCAAGACCAUCUACAAUCGCAUGAUUGUGGAUGAGAAACAUAAGGCAGACAGUCAUGAAUAUUGGUAUUGUGUGGAGAAAAGCAUCCUCUCCGAGGCCAUCAGUGAAAAGUUUGUGCAAUUCCACGAAGAUCCAGAGACUCACGAAUUCCUCAGCAAAUGUUACGAGAAAGCAGACUGGGUUUUCACACAGCUCUAUCACUUACUGGCCAAGUCCGUUAUGAGUUGGUUCAUGGAAAACACAUCAAUAAAUGGUUGGCUAGGUAGAGGCUCGAUGUUUGUUCUCUCACAAGCUCAGUUUAUGACACUACUGAAUGUCAAGGACAACUGGAUUGGACAAUCCAUGAUCGAUCUGGGUGCUGGUGAUGGUAAAGUCACAGAGAAAAUGUCGCCGUUCUUUAAGCAAGUGUUCGCCACUGAAACCUCAGGUCCCAUGGUGACCAGACUCAAAAACAAAGGAUACAGAAUACUGGACAUAGACAAGUGGGACAACGGUAGCCUGCAGUAUGAUCUGGUCUCGUGUUUGAAUCUCCUGGACCGCGCUGACAAGCCUGUCUCCAUUCUACAUUCCAUCAAACGGGUGCUCAAACCUGGCGGAAGAGUGCUGAUCGCAUUGGUGUUACCCUUCAGUUCCUAUGUGGAGUUUGGCUCCAAAGACAAUCGUCCGACAGAAAAACUGAACAUUGAAGGCUCAACAUUUGAGGCCCAGUGUAACAGCUUUGUGAAAGACGUGUUUGAACCAGCUGGGUUAGCAUUGGAGAGGUUCACAAGAGUGCCAUACCUGUGUGAGGGAGAUAUGCAGACCAGCUUCUAUGUACUGGACGAUGCAGUGUUUGUGUUAAAACAUAAAGAGGAGUCCUGAUUACCUUUAAAAUAUGCGCUGCUUUCUCGAAAAACCUGGCUUCAUGCACAGGCUUAAAGGACACUUUUGGCUUAAACUAGAUUUUUCUAGGAAGACAUACCCUUUAAACCAAAAAUACCAUAAAACCUGAAAGGGUCAUCCCUGAGUAGCCUAUGUGUACUUUACAACACUUAACGCUUAUGCAUUAAGACUGCUUGUCCCAGAGUGCAGCACAUAUACAUUGGAAUUAAGAAAAACACAAGAUUCGGGCCAUCAUCAUAAACCAGCAGGGAUGAGGUUUAUUGGAGUCACUCUGAUGGUUGGUUCGUUAGUGAGUCUAUUAGUCAAUAUUACUGUGCUAACUUUAACAUUGUUGAGUGAACUUAAACUUUGUGGAGUCCACUACUCAAACAUUUCUCAAGCGAUUUAACUUAAACUGUCAUCACUUUGUAGUACCCAUUGACGUGAAAGAUACUUUAUUAUCUAUAGUGAUCCAAAAAGUUGUUAGCUGUUGAACAUAGCUAACAAAACUGUUGGGAUUACUAACCAGUCAACAGUAAAUAGCCACACCUGUGGGAUUUUUGGUCAUGAGUUUACAGUCAAUGGAUAGAAUUUUUCACCUAUGUGCUUUAAUUAACCAAAAUAAAAAUUAACUCAUAACUAAUCAA
Molecule: messenger RNA, 1853 nt
Organism: Dreissena polymorpha
Lineage: Eukaryota; Metazoa; Mollusca; Bivalvia; Myida; Dreissenidae
Product: protein-L-histidine N-pros-methyltransferase-like
Exons: 7
Coding region: 244-1206 (320 amino acids)
Molecular function (GO): protein-L-histidine N-pros-methyltransferase activity
Source: RefSeq, a predicted model, not a curated record